This is a messenger RNA of Anoplopoma fimbria (sablefish), 8217 nucleotides long. Its product is annotated as protein unc-79 homolog. NCBI's taxonomy places the organism in Eukaryota, Metazoa, Chordata, Actinopteri, Perciformes, Anoplopomatidae. The record is from RefSeq and is a predicted model, not a curated record. Gene Ontology annotation, molecular function: protein binding.
AUGUCUACGAAGGCAGAGCAGUUUGCCUCUAAGAUACGAUACUUGCAAGAGUAUCACAACCGUGUGCAGCACAAUAUUUACCCUGUGCCCUCCGGAACAGACAUUGCAAACACACUGAAAUACUUUUCCCAAACUCUGCUCAGCAUUCUGUCCCGCACAGGCAGGAAGGAGAACCAGGAAGCUUCCAAUUUGGCCGUGCCCAUGACCAUGUGUCUUUUUCCUGUGCCAUUCCCACUCACCCCAUCUCUAAGACCACAAGUCAGUUCCAUCAACCCUACAGUUACUCGCUCCCUCCUUUACAGCGUUCUGCGCGAUGCCCCGUCAGACCGCGGGGGGCAGGGGCAGCAGAGUCGGGACGCUCAGCUCUCAGAGUACCCCUCUCUGGACUAUCAGGGCCUCUAUGUGACCCUCGUGACCCUGCUUGACCUGGUGCCCCUGCUGCAGCACGGUCAGCAUGAUCUGGGACAGUCCAUAUUUUACACAACAACAUGCCUCCUGCCCUUUCUCAGUGAUGAUAUUCUCAGCACUUUGCCCUAUACUAUGAUCUCCACUUUAGCCACAUUUCCCCCUUUCCUCCACAAAGACAUCAUAGAGUACCUGAGCACCUCUUUCCUCCCCAUGGCUAUAUUGGGCUCCACUCGGAGGGAGGGAGUCCCGGCCUAUGUCAAUCUGUCUGCCUCCUCUAUGCUAAUGAUUGCAAUGCAGUACACCACUAAUCCAGUGUAUCACUGUCAACUGUUGGAGUGUCUGAUGAAGCACAAACAGGAAGUGUGGAAGGACCUUCUGUAUGUCAUAUCCUAUGGCCCAUCCCAAGUAAAGCCUCCAGCUGUGCAGAUGCUGUUUCAUUAUUGGCCCAACCUGAAGCCACCAGGAGCUAUUAGUGAAUAUAGAGGGCUUCAGUACACAGCCUGGAACCCCAUCCACUGUCAACAUAUUGAAUGCCACAAUGCUAUCAAUAAACCUGCUGUCAAGAUGUGUAUAGAUCCUACUCUUUCUGUUGCCCUGGGAGACAAGCCCCCACCUCUUUAUAUAUGCGAGGAGUGCAGCCAGAGGAUAGCAGGAGACCACGCUGAAUGGCUUGUUGACGUACUCCUGCCCCAAGCAGAGAUAUCUGCCAUUUGUCAAAAGAAGAACUGUAGCUCUCAUGUUAGAAGGGCUGUGGUCACCUGCUUCUCGGCUGGCUGCUGUGGUCGCCAUGGCAACCGGCCUGUCCGCUACUGCAAGCGUUGCCAUGUCAACCACCACAGCAGCGAGGUGGGGGCUGCGUCGGAGACCCAUCUGUACCAGACCUCGCCCCCUCCCAUCAACACCCGGGAGUGCGGAGCGGAGGAGCUAGUGUGCACUGUGGAAGCUGUUAUAAGCCUUCUCAAAGAGGCAGAAAUUCACGCAGAACAGCGUGAGUUUGAGCUGAACAGACGUCGUCAGAUGGGCCUGUCCGCCUCCCACCACUCUCUGGACAACAUCGAGUUUGACAACAAGGAGGACAACCAGCACGACCAGCGGCUCCUCAGUCAGUUUGGCAUCUGGUUCCUGGUGAGCCUGUGCACACCCAAUGAAAACACACCUACAGAGAGUCUGGCACGGCUGGUCAGCAUGGUCUUCCAGUGGUUUCACUCCACCGCCUACAUGAUGGAUGAUGAGGUCGGAAGCCUGGUGGAGAAGCUAAAGCCUCAGUUUGUCACUAAGUGGCUAAAGACAGUGUGUGAAGUGCGAUUUGACGUCAUGGUCAUGUGUCUGCUGCCCAAGCCUGUUGAGUUUGCCAGGGUGGGAGGUUACUGGGACAAGUCAUGUAACACAGUGACCCAGCUGAAGGAGGGCCUGAACCGCAUCCUGUGUCUGAUUCCUUACAAUGUCAUCAGUCAGCCGCUGUGGGAGUGCUUUAUGCCUGAGUGGCUGGAGUCCAUCCGCACCGAGGUGCCCGACCAACAGCUCAAAGAGUUCCGGGAAGUGCUCAGUAAGAUGUUUGAUAUUGAGCUGUGCCCCCUGCCCUUCUCCAUGGAAGAAAUGUUUGGCUUCAUCAGCUGCAGAUUCUCUGGCUACCCAGCGUCUGUGCAAGAGCAGGCUCUGCUGUGGCUGCACGUGCUGUCGGAGCUGGACAUCGUGGUGCCUCUUCAGCUGCUGAUUGGGAUGUUCUCUGAUGGUGUGAACUCUUUGAAAGAGCUGGCCAAUCAGAGAAAGGCACGCGCCUCAGAUCUGACUGGCAACAACGGGGCUCGCAGGGUGAGUGUGGUGUCAGAUCCAGGACGCAGAGGGCAGCACAACACCCUAAGUCCGUUCCCCAGCCCCUUCAGGAGCCCAUUCCGCAGCCCCCUGCGCUGCAGCCCCUUUAAAAACCUGGGUCACGCCACGGGACACUGUGCUCUGGAUCUGGACUGUGACGAUGAUGACAUGAACCUCGGCUGCUUCAUCCUCAUGUUUGACCUAAUACUAAAGCAGAUGGAGCUCCAGGAUGACGGUGUGAUGCUGGGUCUAGACAGCAGCCUGGGGAAGGACAUCGUGGGCAUCAUCAACAACGUCUUCCAGGCCCCAUGGGGGGGCUCACACACCUGCCAGAAGGAUGAGAAGGCCCUGGAGUGCAGCCUGUGCCAAUCCAGUAUCCUGUGCUACCAGCUGGGCUGUGAGCUCCUGGAGAGGCUGACCCCCCGAGAGGAAAUUCGCCUUGUGGAACCUACAGAUUGUUUGGAGGAAACCUUGCUCUUGGGUCAGCCAGAUUUCUCCCUUGGUGCAGAGAAAGGAAAUGAGGAAGGAGACAACCCAAGUGGAACGCACACUGACAACCCUAGUAACCAUUCUCCUGAUAACCCAUGUGUGUAUCACUUCUCCAAUAAGAAUAACUCUGAUAAGAAGUUCUCCUACCAUCAGCUCCCUGUGUCUUUGAAGCUCAUAUACACCGUUCUGCAGGAAAUGUCCAAGUUUGAGGAGCCUGACAUCUUGUUCAACAUGCUGAACUGUCUGAAGAUCCUGUGUCUCCAUGGAGAGUGUUUGUACCUUGCCCGCAAGGAUCACCCCCUGUUUCUGGCCUACAUCCAGGAAAAGAUGCUCAUACCGAGUCUGUGGUCCAUGUUGAAGUCAGAAUUUUGCCAGCUGGCCUCCCUGGCUGUGCCUCAGCUUCUCCAUGCCCUGUCGCUGUCGCAUGGGGCGGACAUCUUUUGGAACCUCAUCAACACAAACUUUAACAGUAAAGACUGGAAAAUACGAUUCGAAGCAGUGGAGAAGGUAGCGGUGCUGUGUCGGUUCCUGGACAUCAGUGCGGUGACGAAAAACCACUUGCUGAAGUAUUCCCUGGCCCACGCCUUCUGCUGCUUCCUGGCCUCUGUGGAGGACGUCAACCCCGCUGUGGCCACCCGAGCCAGACUGCUGCUGGACACCAUCAAGAGGCCAGCCCUGCAGGGGUUAUGCCUGUGCCUAGAUUUCCAGUUUGACACUGUUGUGAGGGAUCGACCUAUUAUCCUCAGUAAGAUCCUGCUGCUGCACUUCCUAAAGAAAGACAUUCCUGCGCUGAGCUGGGAGUUCUUUGUCAACCGUUUUGAGACGUUAUCUCUGGAGGCUCAAUUACACCUGGACUGCAACAAGGAGUUCCCCUUCCCUACUACAAUUACAGCAGUACGAACCAAUGUAGCCAACCUCAGUGAUGCAGCAAUGUGGAAAAUACGACGCGCUCGCUUUGCCAGGAACCGGCAGAAGAGUGUGCGUUCCCUCCGUGACAGUGUGAAGGGAGGCCCAACAGAGUCUAAACGGGCGUUUUCACUCCCCGAGUCACUGAGCAACCGAAUUCCUCUAAGGCUUACGAGGCAAGAGCACUCUGCCCCGACACUGGGAGAUAUGAUAGAGAAAACCCCGUCUCCUGAGGAUGACACCGUCAUCAGAGACCUGCUUCCUGAGGAUGCCGGCAUCGACCACCAGACGGUUCACCAGCUCAUGAUGGUGCUCAUGAAAUUUAUGGCUAAAGACCAGAGCAGUGCUGAGGCUGACAUCGGCAGUGCCAAGGCCUUCAACACAGUGAAGCGUCACCUGUUCGUUCUGCUGGGCUAUGACCAACAGGAAGGCUGCUUCAUGAUUGCACCUCAGAAGAUGCGCACUUCUACCUGCUUCAACGCCUUCAUCGCUGGCAUUGCACAAGUGAUGGACUAUAAUAUUGGUUUGGGAAAGCAGCUGCUCCCCCUGGUGGUCCAGGUGUUGAAGUACUGCACGUGUCCUCAGCUCAGACACUAUUUUCAGCAGCCGCCUCGAUGCUCUCUCUGGGCCUUGAAGCCACACAUCAGACAGAUGUGGCUUAAAGCCCUGCUAGUUAUCCUCUAUAAGUACCCUUACAGAGACAUGGAUGGGAGUAAAGUGGUCCUUCAUCUGAUCCACAUCACCAUCAACACACUGAAUGCCCAGUAUCACAGCUGUCGUCCCCACGCUACAGCAGGACCACUCUACAGCGACAACUCUAACAUGAGCCGCUACAGCGAGAAAGAAAAAGAAGAGGACAAUGUAUUCGAUGAGUCAGAUGUCCAUGACACGCCGACUGGUGCUGCUAACAAGGAGUCACAGACCUUCUUUGCCCGCCUAAAGAGGAUUGGCGGCGGCAAGUCUGUGAAGUACCAGCCGGUAGAGCUCAAUGCCAAGAAAAGUGAAAUUGAGCUGUCAGAGUAUCGUGAAGCCAGCGCCCUUCAGGACAGCAUUCUGCACUGUGUGAGGGAGGAAAGCACCAGGAAGAAGCGGCUGCAGGCCAUGCACAAGCAGAAGUCUUUGGACAUUUCCAACACUGACUCCAUCCUCUUCAAUCUGGACGAACACAGACGUAAAUCCUGCAUUGAUCGCUGUGACAUGCAGGCGCCCCAGGUGGUCCUGCCUCCAUCUUCAUCCACGAGACACGGCAAGCAUCACGGCAAAGGAUCAUCUGAUGGCUCUUUGGUUCGGGUUGAGGGCAGUGAUGCCGUCGACCGGCGGGGUUCCAAGCCUGUCAUCCCAGAGGUCCGCCUCAGCUGCAUGGAAACCUUUGAGGACAAGUUGGACCUGAGCUCACUAGGAGGAUCGGCUCAGGGGAAGGAGGACCAAGACCUCAUUGACCUCUCCUCUGACUGCACCUCCAUUCCAGAAAAACACUCACUGCUCUCCAUGUCCGACACCGAUUCCUUGGUGUUUGAACCGUUGCCUCCUCUGAGGAUCGUAGAGAGCGAUGAGGAGUUUGAUCUUACCACCAUCAUAGCCUCCAAGUUCAACGGGAGUCCUAAGUUCUCUUCUUCCCCUGCUAGCAGCAAGACUUUGCGACUGUCUCCUGUGGUUCAGGUGAGUGUAGAGGACUGUUCCAGUGACAAUAAGACCCAAGACCUGCUGACGGGAGAGGGAGGCUCAGAGCAACCGCUUGUGGCAAUGAAGCUAAACCGAGUGACUCCCAGCUCUUCUCUGGAUCUUCCUGACCGACUGGAAAAUGUCUGCCAUGAAAGCCCGAUGACCCUGAAGCAGAAGAGAGACUUGCUGAGGAAGACGCCACAUGUCCCUGACGCCUCCCUCGACGACAUGUGUGACGAGACAAAGACUGGACCAGGGACCAGUCCCUCUGGUCGUACUAUCUUCUUGGACAUCCCAGAAGACAAGGCAGAGCCUCUUUCCUCACCAGAAAAAAGCAAGGGUGAUAACAACGAUGAAGAAGAGGAUGGGGAUGAUGAAGAGGACGACGACAUGGGUGAUGAAGCAGAGUUUAAAAUCCAGAUUGUUCCUCGACAACGGAAGCAGAGGAAGAUAGCGGUUAGUGCCAUCCAGAGGGAAUACCUGGACAUCACCUUCAAUAUGUUCGACAAGCUCAGUGGUGAGCAGACCACAGAAACCGAUCACAAAGUUCUAUCUACAUUGGAAAAGCCACGAGAAUCUGCCUCAGCCCCAACGCUCGAAGCUGCUAUGCCUGAAACAAGCCACCGCUCUUCAGUAUCAACUCAGUACCGUCAGGCGAAGCGAGGCUCUCUGGGAGCUCUGACUAUGAGCCAGCUAAUGAAGAGACAGCUGGAACACCAAUCCAGUGCGCCACACAACAUCAGCACCUGGGACACGGGUCAGUCACUUAAGACUUCUCUUUGUCCGAUAAUGACCCCUUUAAGAAGAUAUAUAUAGACAUACGGGCCUACAAAGACCAGUCUGCUGUCUGCACCAAGCACAGUCAGCAUGUUUGUCCCUGCACCUGAAGAGUUCAUUGACGAGCAGCCCACCACGAUGUCUGACAGGUGUCGGGACUGUGCAGCCGUGCUGGAGGAGUAUGACGAAGAGACUCUUGGCCUAGCGGUGGUGGUUCUCUCCAUGUUCAUCCACCUCAGCCCUGAUUUGGCUGCGCCAAUGCUCCUCGACAUCAUGCAGUCUGUGGGCAGGUUGGCAUCUAGUGCUAAUUUUUCUGGACAAGCUGAGAGUAUGUUGAUCCCAGGGAAUGUAGCAGGUGUAGCAAAGCAGUUCCUCCGCUGUAUGUUUCACCAGCUGGCCCCUAAUGGCAUCUUGCCCCAACUCUUCCAGAGUAACAUCAAAGAUGGAAGUUUUUUGCGAACACUUGCAUCUUCCCUGGUAGAUUUUAACGAAUUGAGUUCUGUUGCUGCCCUCAACAUGCUGCUCGAGGGUUUGAACAACAAGAAGAAUCUACCAGCAGGGGGCACAAUGCUGCACUGCCUGGACAACAUUGCCACCUUCAUGGAGGCUCUUCCCAUGGACUCUCCUAGCAACCUGUGGACAACCAUCUGCAACCAGUUCCAGACCUUCCUCACAAAACUGCCCUCUGUGCUUCCUCUGAAAUGCCCCAUGGAUUCCAGUUUGCGGAUAAUAAUUUGUCUACUGAAAAUCCCUACUACAAAUGCAACCCGGAGCCUCCUGGAGCCUUUCUCCAAGCUGCUGAGUUUUGUUAUCCAGUAUGGCAUGUUCAGCCUCUCCUACCUUGUAGAACUAUGUGGACUGUGUUACAAAGGCUUCAACAAGGAGAGAGAUAAGUUCUACAUGUCCCGCAUUGUGGUGUUAGAGCUUCUGCAGGCUCUCAAGUUCAAGUCUCCUCUGCCCGACACAAACUUGUUACUGCUGGUCCAGUUUGUUUGUGCAGAUAUCGGUACACGGCUAGCAGAAUCCACCAUCAUCCAAAAGCACAUGAUCUUAACACUGCCGGGGUGCACAACAGCAGCCAUGGAAUGCAUGAGGCAAUACAUAAGCGAACUCCUGGACUUCAUUGCAGAUAUGCACACACUAACCAAACUAAAAAGCCAUAUGAAGGCUUGCUGUCAGCCGCUGCAUGAGGACACUUUUGGGGGGAACCUGAAAGUGGGCUUGGCACAAGUCGCCGCAAUGGAGAUCAGCAAAGGCAAUCACCGUGAUAACAAAGCUGUGGUCCGUUAUCUUCCUUGGCUUUAUCAUCCGCCAUCUACCAUGCAACAAGGGCCAAAAGAAUUCAUCGAGUGCGUGUCCCAUAUUCGUCAGCUGUCCUGGCUGCUUUUGGGCUCCCUGACACACUGUGCUCUGCACCAGGGCUCCACCUCCUGUAUGCCCAUCCCUCUUGAUGCUGGCUCCCAUAUCGCAGAUCAUCUAAUCGUAAUCCUCAUUGGUUUCCCGGAACAGUCAAAGACGUCGGUGCUGCACAUGUGCUCUCUUUUCCACGCCUUCAUGUUCGCCCAGCUGUGGACCAUCUACUGUGAGCAGGCAGCCGCUGCUCCGUCGCUGCAGAACCAGAACCAGACAGAGUUUUCUUCCAACGCCAUCCUCACUGGCCUGGAGUUCUGGAGUCGGGUUACACCUAGCAUCCUGCAGCUCAUGGCCCACAAUAAAGUAAUGGUAGAGAUGGUGUGUCUUCAUGUCAUUAGUUUGAUGGAAGCCCUGCAGGAGUGCAACUCAACCAUCUUUGUCAAGUUAAUCCCUAUGUGGCUGCCCAUGAUUCAGUCAAACCUUAAGCAUCUGUCUGCGGGGCUGCAGUUGCGUCUCCAGGCCAUCCAGAACCGUGUGAACCACCAGUGUCUGCAGGGCCAGACAUCCGGAGCCCCUCCGUUUGCUCUGCGCAAAUGGCUGCAGUGCACCCAGUUCAAGAUGGCUCAGGUGGAAAUCCAGUCAUCUGAGGCUGCCUCACAGUUCUACCCCAUGUGACCUGCUCUGCUGUCGCCUUGGGUCCAGUCUGGGUCCUUAGACCAGCAUGCAUCCUCUCUGGACAAACCCUCUGACCAAAAAAGGACUCUUCUGUAAACUGAUACUGUGUUGGAUUCAUUUGGACUGGAUCAUUAU